This is a messenger RNA of Pleurotus ostreatus (oyster mushroom), 309 nucleotides long. RefSeq lists its product as uncharacterized. The transcript has 2 exons. The coding region runs from base 1 to 309 and encodes 102 amino acids. NCBI's taxonomy places the organism in Eukaryota, Fungi, Basidiomycota, Agaricomycetes, Agaricales, Pleurotaceae. The record is from RefSeq and is a predicted model, not a curated record.
AUGUCCACUAGUGACCAUGCUACUAGUCAGAUAGGCCCAUUCCCUCGACAGCCUAUCGCGCUUGGCCCAGCUGCUGUGGCACCUCGCUCGCAUGCACCACCCUCGCCGAAACGUGCUUUGGGCAAUGGGCUUUUUGAUUCCGCGGUAACGCCCAGCUCAUCCCCAUCCGCUCCUCCCCAUGUCCACCACAAUUCGCCUUUUAUGGUAAAAAUUGAGGUCGCGCUUGGCACUCCAUACUCUGCCCUCGCGGCUCGCGUGGCCUGCCGCCUUAGCUUUAGCUCGGACAAUAUACAGCGAAGGAAUAUAUAG